Messenger RNA from Leptosia nina, 534 nucleotides. NCBI's taxonomy places the organism in Eukaryota, Metazoa, Arthropoda, Insecta, Lepidoptera, Pieridae. The record is from the annotation of a GenBank genome assembly.
AUGGUGUCCGAAUUUAGAAAGAAGAAAAUCUUAUAUCUUUUUAAAAUUAUGUGCAAUGCUGAAAGUAACUCCACAGCUGAGAAAAAAGACUACGAUGCAUCUGUGGCAUAUAUUUUGAACAUUCUACGUAAGGAGAAGAAUAGUAAGUUCCUUAAAGACAUUGAAGAAGGGGCCGCAAUGGUUUGGGAAGGUUUGAGCAGUGGUAGGGAUAAAAUAAAUGCAGAAGAAUGGAUAAAUGUGUGGGAUACAGGUAAAAGUGAGUUACUCGAGUGGCAGAAAAUGCAUUGCAAAGUUAACUUCCUGAUGCAAGAUCUGGCGGGGGAUGGUGUUGUAGAUGAAGAAGAGUUUGUAAGAUUCCACGUAGCAUUGGGAAUGUCCGCGGAGGUAACGAAGGGAGCCUUCCAGAAAAUGUCUCAAGGAAAGCCUAAAGUAACAUGGGAAGAUUUUGAAAGGCUUUACAAGGAAUAUUUACAAAGUGAAGACAAGAUUGCCCCAGGAAAUUAUGUUUUUGGAUCGACUAAGCUAUUUAUGUAA